AUCAAUUGUUUUGUGGCGCUGGAAAAUGUAUAGCUAUAGAGCACAUUUGCAACGGCGUAUCUGACUGUGAAUGGGGACAAGAUGAACGGAAUUGUGUGCGACUUAGUGGCGAGAUGGGAGUGCGAGGUGAAGGGAUGCUGGAGCUCUAUUCACCGAACACGACGUCGUGGCGACCCGCGUGCAUUCAGAGCUGGGAUUCAGAACUGUCGGCCACCAUAAUUUGCAACAUACUUGGAUACAAAAUAUCUUCUAGAAGCAUGCUCGGCGAGAACAACAAACUUUUGGCCUCCGUUAAGUACAAUCAAUCAAAAGAAUACUACGACGAAAACAAAAUGACCGUUUACAGAGAAAUCCGAUACUGUCCGGAUUCGUUUUUGUACCCGUCUAUAAGUCUCUUGUGCUCUAAUUUUGGGUCGAUGGAGGUUUUAUCAUUAUUAGGUUAA
Messenger RNA from Diuraphis noxia (Russian wheat aphid), 443 nucleotides. RefSeq names its product corin serine peptidase (gene Corin). NCBI's taxonomy places the organism in Eukaryota, Metazoa, Arthropoda, Insecta, Hemiptera, Aphididae. The record is from RefSeq and is a predicted model, not a curated record. Gene Ontology annotation, biological process: proteolysis. Gene Ontology annotation, cellular component: membrane. Gene Ontology annotation, molecular function: protein binding; serine-type endopeptidase activity.